CAGCCUGAUUAUUUUUGAACCCUCUGCCCCAACCCCCUCCACAGCACAGUACACCCAUGCAAAAACAAAAACGCCAAAUCAAAAACAACAAAACGAAACGAAAUAAACUGGAGAUUCCUGAUGAAAAUUCUUGUCUAACAUGUCGGAACCGUACGAGAACUUCCAAAAGUUGUUUACCGUCCGCGCCGAAAAUUUUGGCAACGAUGAGCAGUUCGUACUGGACACCAGAGACCUGGACUUACCGGUGCAUAUCAAGUGGAACUUCCUGGGCAUCGUCUCGUUCCUGCUGAGCCAUCCCUUGGAUGAGAACACAGAGGCCAUACUGGACCAAUUGCUGGCCAUGGGCAAAAGGGUCAACAACGAAAUGGGCAACGUCCCGGCCCUGACAGCUCUGGCCCUUCAAUCCCAAGAUCAAAACCAAGCGCCCGUCAUCAGCCGUAUGACGAAAAAGCUGCUGGAAAAGCAAGCUGACCCAUUGUUCAUAUCAAGAAAAACCUGCAGGUCUAAAUAUACCGUACCUGACGCUCUGGGAAUGGCCGCUUUUUCUCGAUGCGUGCCUAUGCUGCGGCAGCUGUUGGCCUACUGGUGGCCAAGUCCGAUUUACGUUCUCGACAGUUGGACGGGUCACAUGCCACAGCAAUUCAAAUUCCUCUUCCCCAUCCUAAUGCAGUAUGGCUGGCCCCAUGGAACGCCUAUUUGUGAGGACGUCGAGUAUUUCAUUGACAGUGUCAUCGAACGCAAUAUCGAAGACGACAUGACGGAGUGGAAAAACUUUAAAGUUCUAAUGCGCAGCCAGCCAAGCUCGCUGAAGAAACUUUGUCGAAUUGUGAUCAGGAAGACCAUCGGACUCGGAAAGCAGAAUGGACACGAGUAUUACCAGUGCAUCGAGAAAUUGGACAAUUUGCCAACUGCGUUGAUCAGCUUCUUGCUUCUUAAAGAACCUUGAAGAUGUGCAAAGGCACAAUUCUCAUUUUUUUCUCUCUCACAUUUCUGUGAUAUGGAUGAUUUAAUUUAACUACACUUAUAUUACACCAGUGAACAUUGGAGCUCUCUUGCAAGUAUUUUGAAUAAAAAUUAAAUGAAAUUACAACAUUACAAGUGCAAUUUCUAA
This is a messenger RNA of Neocloeon triangulifer, 1111 nucleotides long. RefSeq lists its product as uncharacterized. The record is from RefSeq and is a predicted model, not a curated record. The transcript is spliced from 3 exons. Lineage: Eukaryota; Metazoa; Arthropoda; Insecta; Ephemeroptera; Baetidae. The coding region runs from base 140 to 946 and encodes 268 amino acids.